Calliphora vicina (urban bluebottle blowfly) is the source of this 4356-nucleotide messenger RNA. RefSeq names its product cornetto (gene corn). The coding region runs from base 475 to 4332 and encodes 1285 amino acids. The transcript is spliced from 9 exons. Lineage: Eukaryota; Metazoa; Arthropoda; Insecta; Diptera; Calliphoridae. The record is from RefSeq and is a predicted model, not a curated record.
GACAUGUGAACAAACGACGGAAAAGCAAUAACAGUAUAAUUAUCUUAAUUUUUAUGUAUAAAUAUUUUAUUAUUUUGCGGAAGUGCACAAAGGUGUUUAUCUAUUUUAUUUAUAAUCGUAUAUGUGUUUUUGUGUGCAUUUAUGCUUUAAGUUCAACGAAUAAAAUUUAAUAAAUUGCAAACGAAUUAAUGAAAAAAAAAAUUAAAUUUCUGCCAAAAGAAAAGAAGUGAAGUAGUGAAUUUAAAGUAAAAUUUUGUCUAAAGGCAAAUAAAAUUGAUUUUUCCCAUCAAGAUUUUUUCUUUUAUGAGUACCUACAACAACAUCAAAGUUAAGCAUACUAUAAGCUUUAGCUGAAGACAACAACAAACAACAGCAGCAACAACAAUAAAAGGAAUAACAAAAAAAUAAUAAUAAUACAAAAGAGAAGAUAUUAAAAAUAUGAAUUGAACAGAUUGAAAGAGAAAAAUCUUAAACAUGUCUGCUAUUCUUUUUAAUCCGGAACAGGAUUUGAACUCAACAUCCUCCACAAAUAAUGAAUCAAACACUUCCAUAGAAAACAACCUGUCGUCUACUUAUCACGAUAAUGAACCCCAACAGAAACAGAAGCUGGAUCGGCCCUGCUCGGCUAUUUAUGAAGAUAUUUUAGAUUCAAAAAUGAAUGGCCUACAAAUCCGUGCAGAUGUCGAUGAUGAAGUAGAUCCCACUCUGAAUGCAAGCAAUGGUCAGAACUAUUGUGAUGGCAGCGACAGUGGUGUGGAAAUUACAAACAAUGUUAAUGUCACAUUACAGCGGGCAUUAAGUAAUCAGAGUGGUGGUUAUGCCAGCAGUACACAAGGCUGUAUAGAUGACAACACCCAGGGUAUAAAUUUGUCGUGCAAUUCGAGCAUGAUUAGCUGCAGUUCGGAUGUGUACGAUUUGAAACAACCUCAUAGUUUGGCGGGUACCAAUAUAAAUGGUUGUCGUUCUUCAAACAAUUACGAAUGUUGCAGUGAGAAUGGUAGCGAAAGUAGCUCCAUAACUGGACACACUACCAUGGCAGUGCGUAGAGUUAAUAAUCACAAUAAUGUUAAGAAAAAAGUGGCCAUGUUUGAACCAUCAAUGCAUGAAAGUCUUAUCAUGAAGAGCAAGAGUUCGUCCAAGGAAGUAACAGUUGUUUCAACUCCAGCCCAACAACAGAACAGACCACGUUUAAGUGGUUUAAAAAGAGCUGUGUCUUUGCCCCGACCCACUCAGGGUACGGCUCAACAGGUACGAGAACGUUUAAGUGACAAAAUGUACAACAACUCAAAGACCAACAACAACAAUUGUUUGACUCCUUAUCGUAAUACCCAACCUCGUACUCCACAAACAAAACCCCAAAAACCAGAAACGUUACCCAGCCAAUUGAGUCGGACCACUUCGAUGAGCAUGCAGCGUCUCAUACAACGUACCCCCUCCAUGAGUAGGGCUCGUACACCAUCAACUCCAGAUGAUGGACGGUGGCCCGGAGUUACUAGCUCCAGAUCUACGGCGGCCAGAAGAGGAUUGUCCGUUACUCCGGAUUUGUCUUCUAUGAAAAUGCGUUCUAGCAUGAUGGCUAGCAUGGAAAUUAAGUCGUCUUCAUCCAGUCCUUAUGGCACUUUGCCUCGCAGGCGUAAACAAAAGUCUGUGGAAGAUCUUACAGGACGCAGUUCAAGAAGUAGUUCCAUUACCAGAGAGUCCCGAAUGACUUCAUCGGUAAUCAUGACUUCACGCAAAAGCUUGGCUACUUCCUAUGCCACUAGUUCCAACAGCACACCAACACAACAUAAAUCCAUCACCUCAUCUCUAAGCUUAGCCAAAACAUCAUCCCUUAGAAAACCCCAAACGCCUUCUUGCAAAACUAGAAUCUAUCAUGAAACGGCCUCCCAAACUGCAUUAACUAACACCGAUAUAGAAAAGGCAUUUGCUGGCGUGGUUCUUCCCGCCCGCUCUAUAGAAUCGGUGGAACAAAAGGAUCAAGAAACCCAUGCUGAGAUACGGGAUCAAGAAAUGGAACGCUUAAGAGAUGAAGUCAGACAUUUAGCCCAGCGCGAACAAGAUCUAGCAGCAAAACUUAAAAGAGAACGUGAAGAAAAAUUGGCCAUGCAAAGAGAAUUACAUUUGAAUACCGAAAAAGUGAUGGGCCUUUUAAACCUGGCACGCAUAGCCGGUAAUGGCAAGAUCUUGGAUGCUGGAACACCCACUUCCGAUGAGGGUGAAGCAAAUCAUGAUAGUCUUCUUAUGUUGGAAUCACAGAUACAAAUGUCCGGCCAUGAGCUAAUCGAAAGACAGCAGGAAGUUGGCCAACUGAGAAAAUUAUGUAGAUCUCUGCAGGCAGAAAUGGAAAGAUCUCUCAUGCAACAGGAAUGUCUGAUGCAGGAGAAGGCAGCCAUUGAACAGGAAUCGAGUGAGUUGCAAGAUUUCUUGCAACACGAAAAGGCUGCCAUGUGCGAUGCCCUCAAGGACCUCGAAACGGAUUAUCAACAAUGUCAACAACAAUUGAGCAGCAAAGAUGAAGAGGUGAAGGUGUUAAGAGAUGAAUGCAGACACUUGGUGCGGUUAAAUGAGCAGAGAAGACAAGAAAAUCGCAUGCUACAAACAAAAUACGCUGCCUUGGAAUCAAAAUCGAAGGAACUGAUCAUGCAACAAAAUGCCUCAGUUUCAGGGGCUACUGCCGCUUUGUCUGGAUUACAUGCACGUUUGGAUAACUUGGUGGAACAAUUAGUGUUCUCAUACAAUAUAUCCGAACAAGAUUUGGAGGAUAUUGGUUUUCAAAAUGAUACACAAACAAAUGUCAGUGCCAGUGGGGAAAAUUCUUUGGAUUGUGAAACGUCAUCCGUUAAAUUAACGCUCAAUGGUCAUGAAGUAACUCAAACGCAGCAGCAUCCACAAACUCUCAAUUUUGCACAGUCUCAAAAUCAUCAUCAUCAUCAUUCACAAUUCCAAUUGAAUUCGGCCAGUGAUGGUUCUUUGUCACCACAAAGAAAUCAAUCAUUUAUCGCGGCUGUUAUUAGUGCCAUACGAAAUGCCACAACACACUCGGGCAAACGAUUGCUAGUAAGACAUAAUAAGCGACACAGUGCUGGUGGAGGCACUGGUGCAGGACUCCACCAUCAUCAUCAUCAGCAGCAUCAGCAUAACCAGUUAAAUAUAAAUAGUCAUAAUAAUAAUCAACAAAAUAUGAAUGAAAACAAUGGAGAUGAUUCGGAUUCUACAGAAAUGUUGGACUCGGAAACAGAACCCUGUCUCAUGAUGGACAACGUUUUAGAGGAUGUGCCCAUGCCGGAUUCUCACUCCCAUAACAUGGUGUCUUCAUGUACGGGUAUGAUAUCACAAAUAGAAAUACCCUCGGAAAUUCUCAAUGUAACAACAGCCGAUGAAUCGUUGCAAAAUCUAUCGCAAGCUAUUGUCAAUCGACAGAAUAUGGAAUCACAAGUGAAUGCGUUAAAUGUGCACAAAAUGAAUUUCCAGUUAAAUGAGCAGCAGCCAAGUUGCACGGAAGAAAUGAGUUGCCAUGAUUCGGUGGCUGAAAUGCCCUCAUUAGUUGAGUAUUCGGUUACUCAAGCUGUCGUGGACCAAGUCAUUGAGGUCGACAGUUUAGUAACGAAGUUAUUGAAGGUUUUGCGUCUCAUACAACUGGACAAUGAUAAUUGCAUACAACAGUUAAUCAUGGAUAAAAAUAAAUUGCAACAAAACAAAGAAGACAUGUUGGAAAAAAUUAAAGACUUGCAAGAUGUUAAUGUCAAACUACAAGACGAACUAAUGGAUGCCACCCAAGAGUUAAUGUUGAAAAAUAAUGAUUUAUCAAAUACCAAAGCAGAAAUCCAACGUCAUCGUAAUGAAAUUGAUCGUUUAACCGAGGACAUCUGUAAUUUGAGCACAUUGUGCAGUAACUAUCGCAAACUAUCGCCCAGCACUGAAUUGCCACAAUUCCCCAUUUUGAAUUUAACAUUGCAAUCGGAAAUUGUUGAUAAUCAUGACGAAAUAGGUGGAAUUAUAAAUCUGCUCAAGAUGUGGCAAGCAGAUGGACAACUGAAGGACAAUAGAAUACAGCAGUGUAUGGCAAAUAUUUUAGAAUUAAAUUCAGCCCCGAAAAAUCACAACAAUGUUAUACAUCCUUUAAAUGAACGUUUACGCGUCUACGCCAAUCAAUUGGAAAACAUAUUAAGGGUAUUAGAUACCGCCAGUCCUCAAUUAAUUAGUGGAAAUCCUGCUUUACAGCAGCUACACAAGGAUUUGGAAAUCGUUAAGCUUAAUGCCAACUGGUCCCAACUUUUGGCCGAGACCGACGAGAGUCAUCAUAAUUGUAAUGAAGAUAUAAAUGCCAAUUAAAUUAAAAUUUUUAUGAAAAACCAA